Messenger RNA from Cajanus cajan (pigeon pea), 1127 nucleotides. RefSeq names its product ovate family protein 8 (gene OFP8). The record is from RefSeq and is a predicted model, not a curated record. Gene Ontology annotation, biological process: negative regulation of DNA-templated transcription. Lineage: Eukaryota; Viridiplantae; Streptophyta; Magnoliopsida; Fabales; Fabaceae.
GGACAACUGAGAAAUGAGAAUCGUGCUUCUCCAGUAAGCCCUCCCAUGCCCUUGUGCUGUCCCUCUUUCAAGAUCAAAAUUGUCUCUCACUGAGACUGAGAGUAGCAUGGAAAACCAAAAGCGUCUCAAACUGCGAAUCUCUCGCAUGUUCCGCUCCUCAUUCGGUUCCUGCAGAACCCGUAACCUAACCGAUGUGAUGGAAAAAGCGGUUUUUGCACCACCCAACCCGGUGGAACCAACCUCCCCCAAAACAACAAGCAACGACACUUGCAUCGUGUCGUUUAAGGAUUCCCACUCUCUCCCCAGACGCAAAAUCUCGGAAUGGCCAUCACCUUUUCUAUGGGCUGCUACCACCAAUCACAACCUUAACCUUAACCUCAACCUCGGUGUCAUGUCGUGCCCCCCCACUUCCCCCAACAUUUCCCUCAACACAAUCCACGAACACGAUUUCGGCUUCGACGACAAAACAAAGGCUUUUUCAACGAUGACCAAAACCAAGAAGAAGAAGAAGAAGAAGAAGAAGAAGAAGAAGAAGAGACGUGCCCAGAAGAGAAGGGACUUUUUCCCUUUCAAUUCUUGCGCCAAAGACACAAACUUUGGUGGCUACUGGUGGUACAGCACCGACGAAGACGACGAAACCGACACCCUCUUCUCCUCCCGGAGCCUCUCCUCCGACUCCUCCCGCUCCCACCGUCGCCGCCGGAAAACUGACCGGAGCUCCGACAUGGGUCUUCUGCCGCUGCACGGAAAGGUCAAGGACACCUUCGCGGUGGUGAAACGCUCCAGCGACCCUUACAGCGAUUUCAGGACUUCCAUGCUGGAAAUGAUCGUGGAGAAGCAGAUUUUUUCGCCCGCGGAUUUGGAGAAUCUCUUGCAGUGUUUUCUCUCUCUGAAUUCGUAUCACCAUCAUAAGAUCAUUGUCCAAGUCUUCACCGAGAUUUGGGAGGCCCUCUUCUCUGACUGGUUUUGAUUUUAGACAACAAAAAAUAAGAGGGAGAAAGAAAAUAACUGCCAUCUUAUCUUCUUUCUCUCUGUUAUUUGUUUAGUUCAGUCCUUCUAACUUAAACUUUCUCUGCAAUCUGCAUGUAUGAUAUGAUAUGAAUAUGAUAUCCCAUCUUAAUUACUCA